GUAACCCUCAGCCCCUCGGCAGGUCUUGUCAAGCUUUAAUAAUAAGCUUACUUUUCCAUGUUCCCCUAUUCGGAUCUUUGUUUGUGGCACACAGUAGUGGGCUCAUAGCAACUAUAUUCUCGUUAGUGGUGUGCUAAAGGCGUUGCUGGGUCGACCAUGUUGUGAUAAAACCUGCAAAGUUGGUUUGGUGUUUAUUUUGGUUUACAGUAGUUUUUUCGGUUGUGUAGUGCUGAAGUAUUAGUUGAGUAGCGCCAGUGAGCUUUUGGUUGCUGUGAAGUAAGGAGUAUCAACAGUCGUCAAUGCGAAUGCCGCUCUCAGCCAUGGACGCGGAGCCGGACCUCAGCACGUUCGAGAACAAGUCGGGGCUGGCCGAGGACAUGAAGUUCCUGGCCUCGAUGCCCGAGCUGUGUGACGUCACGUUCCUAGUGGGCGACACCAGGGAGCCCGUGUGUGCGGUGAAAGCUGUGCUGGCUGCGCGGAGCAGGGUGUUCCAAAAACUGCUUUACCAAGCCCCCAGUCCCCAACGCAAGAAGGAGCCAGCGCCGCGGGAGAACAAACUGCGCUUGUUUCUGAAGAGAAGCUCCGAACCGCUUCUAAAUCUACAAAAUGCGGCACAGCAGAGAUCAUCUUUCGCGCAGCAAUUGGCUCCAAUACAAGAGCCAAAUUCGCAGCAGCACCAGACGCUGAUCAUUGAAGAGUUUGAGCCGGAUGUGUUCCGUCAGCUGAUCGAGUACAUCCACACUGGGUGCGUCACCCUGCAGCCCCGGACACUGCUGGGCGUAAUGAACGCAGCAGACUACUACGGGCUGGACGAGCUGCGCCGAGCGUGCGCCGGCUUCGUGCAGUGCUGCAUCACGGUGGACACGGUGUGCGCGCUGCUCGCCUCCGCCGAGCGCUACAUACAGUACAAGUGCACCAAGAGCCUUGUGCAGAAGGUGUUGGAGUACGUGGACGAGCACGGCAACGAGGUUCUCAACCUGGGCUCGUUCACGCUGCUGCCCCAGCACGUGGUCAGACUCAUCCUGGCUAGAGAGGAGCUGAAGGCUGACGAGUUCACUAAGUUUCAGGCCGCCCUAAUGUGGGGAAAGAAGUGUUGUGAUACGAACCCGAAUGAGAACAUAAAGGAGGUGAUGGCGAACUUUCUGGAGUUCAUCCAAUUCCACAAGAUCCCGGCUAAUGUGCUGAUGAGGGAGGUGCAUCCCUUGGGCCUGGUCCCGUACUCCAUCAUCAUGAACGCUCUGGCUUAUCAGGCAGACCCGGCCAGCGUAGAUCCUGGGAAGCUAUCUCCAGCCCGGGUGCGGCGCGGGGGCCGGUCCAUGUCUGUGCAGUCUUCUCUCGACCCCUACGGGUCCAACACCACUCUCUCUUCCACCGGGUCCAGCGAUGUCCCGUCGUCCGACUCCCGGCACAACUAACGCGAGGGGAACCCCCCCCGUCCCGCACCAGAUCCUGUCCCCGGCCCCUCCACCGCCCCCACCGGACCAGCCCCCGCCGCGGCUCCCAUUCCAUCCCCGUCAGCCCCCGACAAACCUACAGAGAAACUUGGCCUGUUUUCCUCAAUCAAACGAGCCGCCAGCAAAAAGUUCGGCGACCGCCGCUCUCCGACCCCGAAGACGAAUCGAAGAGUCGAGUCGCGGUCCAAGUCGGACUCAAUCAAGCACGCAGCGCUCACGCGACAAGUUUCCGAGACCGUUGGAGUUGGAGACACUACAUUCGAACGCUGCAGGCCGAGAAAAAGAGAUAGUGAAACAGAAUUUCCUGUACGAAAAUCUACAUCCGAGAUUUCAGACACAUUCCCCUUCGUUAGACGCGCUUUGGCUGAGAUAGAGAAUGGCUUGAACUAUUUUAGGCGUUCUAUUGCUUCUGAUGUUCUAUUGAGCGAGCUUCGGGCGCCUUUAGCUCGGCCUGACCCUGUCGUAGUGGUAGCGCCUUCAGAGGAUGACGAGGAGCCGAUACAGACGCCUCCUCCGAUGGGUUUGAAAGAGCGUCGUGGAUCGCGAGGCUCGCCGUGCGCGAACCUGCCGCCUCUGAUGUUGCCGCAGGAUAUUCUGGAGCCGUCGCCCGGGCGCUUGUCUCCGUCUCCGAGUCGCCUGUCUCCGCUGAUGGCUCGCGAGCCGGCUUCGGCACCAGUGGCUCGUGACGUCACCCGUGAAGUGCCUCGCCGCACGCGCACGCGCUCCGAGGUGCCUCCCGACCCGCCGCCGCGGUCUCCGCAGACGCCGCGACCAGCCUCAGUUUCUCCAAAGCAUACCUUCGCUUUCAAAAUAGUGCUCAAGAAGGUAGAGAGUACGCCGACAACGUCAUUCGAUCGUCCCGACCAAUGAGAGUACCUCCUCUAAGCGCGGCCGCGGACGGCGGCAGGGGUACUCGAGGCAACGCGCUCUCUCCAUCAUAGAACAGCUAGCAUAGAUUAGUUAGCGACAAUUGUCACGAAAGUUCAGAACUGGAAUGAUCCAAAUUAUACGCUUUGGGAAUUGAGGCUGGUCCUCUGGAUUGAUGUAUGUCAUAUUAAUAUGUGUAUGUCUGUGUCGUUCAAUGUUAUUGUACGUAUAAUAUUGACGAUUUUGGAGAAAUUUCAUUGAAUGUUAACUAAGUAUCGUUGUAUGUUAAAGUUAUUACUGAUCUAUUGAUCAGUUCUACUAUCUAUACCAAUGUGAAGCAGGUCGACAGAUUUUUCUACUCUUCUACCCAGUUUCUGAAAGUAUCCUAUCAUCGCUAGGUUAACGUUACAAUCUUUAUCAAGAAACUGAAUUAGGUAGGUAGUUUUGAAGAUAAUUUCAGAAGCUGAUAGUAGGACUUGUAUCUUCUAUAUUUUUCUACUAAUGAGGUAGAAUAACACAUACAGGUAUGUAGUAAAGAAAAGUAUAUCUAUGAAAAGUAUGACAUCAGUAUUAGGGUCCAUAUUCUAAAGAUGGUCAAGAGUGAUGGCAUAAAUUAUAAUAUUCUGUAUCAAAAUAUCAAAUAUAUAUGUACUUUACCUAAAUUACGCUUACCUAUCUACAUGCUACACCAUAAGGUUCUUGAAAAUAAUAUCAUAAUUAUAACAUUGUCUAACAAUACCGUAUAAAUUUUAUACAAGCACACUGAAGUUGUCUAUGUGUAUUUUCGAUGUUAUACAAUGUUAGGCGUAAAAGUAUUUUUAUAAUAAUAUUACUUAACAAUAAAAAGAUCAAAGAUUAUAUAGCUUCAAUGUUCUUGGUCAAACACAGUCUAUAUGUUGAAGUCACAGUUCAUUUUGUUUAAUCGUAACAUUAAAUUUGUUAUAGACAUUUAGCCGUUCUUAAUAAACAGAAUUAAUAAUGACCACUACUACUUUUCCACGCAUGUUAAAACGAUAGCAAAUGUGAAAUCUGGCUAUUAUAAUGACUGUACUUCAAUGGAAAGUGUAUACUUUCAUUACAUGAUUUCGUAUGUCUGUUUGAUAGUUUGUAUAAAACUAUAAAAGUUUACCUUUUCUCGCAUAAAAACUGGCGCCUCUAGCGGAAACUAUCAUGAAACUUUGACCCGGACAAUGAUAGAUAAAGAUAUCAGAAGAAAACCUAAACUUUAUUUUUCGUGAAUUACAUAACUAGGAACUCUGCAGAUGAAUGCAGACUUCACUUGUUUCAAACUUCUCUCUACUCUACAACAUGGUGUCAAAGUAUGUAUAUAACAAUAAUGCAUCCUGCCGCCUCGGCACGGGUCUGUUAUCGACGACGUCGAUAAACUCGUUUUACGCGAGUUCAUCCAAUCACAGUGCCGUAUUUAAUAAAAAAACUGGAAUAGUGUGAUUUGUGUUUGUUAAAUAACUAAUCAAUGUCUGAUAGAUAUAAGGUGUAGAGGUAUUGUUGAUUGAACCCGACCCACAAUCGUUGUUGUAACGUCUGGAAUGAUUGUCUAUGUAGAGUGAUUAAAUUUGUGUGUUUACUAUACAUUUUACCUAUUAUUACCUAUCUAUUGUUUCAGCUCAAAUCUUACAAUUACCUUAUGUCUUAAAACUCUUAUGUGUUUGUAGUUUCAUGAUUCUUUAAAAAUGCACAAAUUAACUUAUCUGGCCCUAAAAGAAAUCGAUUUUUUACCAUGAAAUGCUUUAUAAACACAUUUAUAAUAAUAUAUAGAUGUUUGGACCCGCUUUUGAUUACAGUACCUACCUAUGUAUGUGUUGUCAAGGAAAAAAAGUGUUUUCUAUUAUAUAAAUAAAUGGUAAAUAAUAAUAUUAUUAUAAUGAAAUUGUGACGAGAGAAAUGAUUAAA
Plutella xylostella (diamondback moth) is the source of this 4232-nucleotide messenger RNA. It is a transcript of the gene gprs, whose product is annotated as speckle type BTB/POZ protein. Gene Ontology annotation, molecular function: protein binding. Lineage: Eukaryota; Metazoa; Arthropoda; Insecta; Lepidoptera; Plutellidae. The record is from RefSeq and is a predicted model, not a curated record.